UUCUUCGACGCGUGCUGAAGACUUCGUCAUCCUGACCGUCUAUCAGACCGUACCGCGCCGCACUACCCGUGCAAUGCUUCCGUUACACGAUAUCCGACGCUCGUAUGAGCAUCCCAUACAAUGCUCCCUGCGAGCACUCCCUACACACGACAUCGCCGUGCGCUUAUCACCACUGUUCUCAUAACGCGGCUACCUAUGUCAUCUCUCGUUGUCCUUUUCUUCCACCAACACCUCGCGCUACCUAUGUACCUCCCCCACUUGCAGUCCCUUUUUCUGAUCCUCAAGUGUAGCCAUACGCACUUCGCCAUGUACUUGCUACUCAUCACCGUCCGCCUCGUCUUAUCCUUACGCCUUAUUUACUUCGUUCGACUAUCUCUCUCAUGUAUCAUCAAACGCGCCGCGCAUGCCGGUCAGACACGGCGCGCUUGAGGAAUAUACGCGAUUCGCUCGCCUGUCUGACUCGCCCGCUGUGCCCCUUUGAAUGUCGACCGCCUCCUCGCACCCUCCCCAAGUCAUCCACCCUCAGCACCGCCACUUCAUCUCCCACUUUGUGAUGGCGAUGACUGGGACCAAAACUCAAU
Molecule: messenger RNA, 581 nt
Organism: Schizophyllum commune H4-8
Lineage: Eukaryota; Fungi; Basidiomycota; Agaricomycetes; Agaricales; Schizophyllaceae
Exons: 1
Coding region: 121-429 (102 amino acids)
Source: RefSeq, a predicted model, not a curated record